Messenger RNA from Bursaphelenchus okinawaensis, 2439 nucleotides. NCBI's taxonomy places the organism in Eukaryota, Metazoa, Nematoda, Chromadorea, Rhabditida, Aphelenchoididae. The record is from the annotation of a GenBank genome assembly.
AUGGACAAAUCAGAUCCUGAAACUGAUAAAAAACGAAAAAAUGAAAGUAAUAUCAAUGUGGUCAAUGGAAUAUGCACAUUUGAGACCGUGAAACCAGGCCCAAGCACAUCAAACGGUGGUAAAGAGAUGGAGGUUAAUGUAAGUUGAUGUAUUUAUACUUUGAAUUGGGUUUUAAACGAUGAAACUUUCAGAAAAUCUUUAGAAAACUUUACUUUAUGUUUUUUGAAAGUUUGAGGAGUAGCGAGCUUCUAACUUUUGUUUUACAGCAAAAAGUAUAUCUGAUGUUAUGGUUACUAUUGAUAUUGGUUAGGUCUCAUAAAUCUUUGUAUUAUAAUAUAAAUUUUAGGCGAAAAAAGCAAGAAUAGUAAUUGAUAGUGAUGAUGACGACAUUGAAGUGCUGGAUCAUGUUAUCAAAACGGAUAAUAACGUUAGAAUUGUAAGUUACUUUAUUAUUGGUGUUGAUGUUUAGGAAAUUGUUGAGUUUUGAUCAAUUUGGACAGGCUUGUCUUCAAAUAGGCUCGGACAAGUUAGAUUAGAGUCUUUGCAAGCUUUUUGUGAGAUUUUUACUAAAAUCAACGUUAAAAACUUUUUGAUUUUAAGGGUUUGAUCAACAUAACCUAAAACGAUAUAAUUUUAGUCGAUGAAGAACUUUGAUCCGAAACUGAUGAAAGAUGUUAGUGAUCCUAAAUUUAAAUUGAAGCCGACUACAUUUGUUAAUGAUAGAAUGUUGGAAAUAAACGACUUUUCUCAAGGUAAAGAGCAAUAUAAUGUUUCGGUUUGGAAUUAUGGAGGUACACGGCCAUUGGAUUUGAACUUUACCUACUUGUACAAGCCUGUAAUUGACAAAGAAGCGCAUAAAAAGCAGAUGGAAAAGUUAAUAAAGAAGGGCUGUAAACGGCAGAAUGUAAGUUUUGACAUUUUUAAUAGUUUCUCUUCAUUUUUAGGUUAUUAACCAGCUAAUAGAACCUAAAACAAUAUAAAAGCCUGUAUCCUUCUAGGUUUUUCAUCCAAGUGGCUGUAAUUGUGAACCAGGCCAGUGUGGAACAGACAAAUGCUCCUGCCGAAGACGUUCUAUCAUGAAGUUAAAAAAUGGAAAGGUUCCGGACGUUGAAGCCGUUCGAAUCUGCGAACCAGUUCAAGAGGUGCUAGAAUGUCGAAAAGGUGUCUGUGGCUGUUCUGCUAGAUGUCAAAAUGUGUUGACUAAACCUGGAAUGCAAUUUCGAACUGAAAUCCGGAAUUUGGAAUGGAAAGGAUAUGGAGUUUUUGCGUUGGAGUACAUACCUAAAGGUAGGUUAAUAUAAUUUUUUAUUUUUUUGUUAGUUUUUAGGUGAUUUUUUUAGGAGUUUGCAGUUGUUUUUGAUGACAAAUGUUGUAGGAUCGUAUUUUGGUGAAUAUUUGGGUGAAGUGGUGUAUGAUCAAGGAACACGAAUCGAAGGAAGCUUCAUGUACAAGGUCGAAGGUGUUCGUGGAGUAAGUGGCUUUAAACUUGAUUCUGGGCUUAAAUAUUAUUUUUUAAGGUUUAAAAAAGCUAAGAUAUCAUAAAAGCUAAUAUAUGUUAUCCGAAAGAAUACCUAAAUUUAAUAUUUUAGUCUAAAAGAGCUCUUUUUCUACCUUAAUAUCUUCUAAAACAAUAUUUUCAAUCAAAAUAUGCCAAAAUUAAUGUUUAUAUUUUAAGAAAGAGUACUUUGAGUACCUAAUUGACGCCCGAUACUAUGGUAAUCUGUCAAGCUACAUGAACCACGCUUGCAAUAACAAUAUGGCUCCGAUGUACUUUGUCCGAGACGAAUCAUACUCAAUAUUAUUCCCUCAGCUUGGAUUCAUAGCAAUUGAAGACAUUUUACCUGGCGAAGAGAUCACUCUGAAUUAUGGUCGAGCUUAUUUUGAGUUGUACAACAAGAAAUGUUAUUGUUAUUAUUCGAAAUGUGAAUUUGGAAUGUUUCGAUCGGCCGAAGAGGUGCAGGAGGCGAUUGAAAAUGAGAAGAGAACGGCCAAAGAAAGGGAGGCCAAGGCGGAGGAGUACAGGAAGAUUGCAGGUAAGGGUUUUGGGUGAGGUAUUUAGGGGGCGAGUAGGGUAGGGUAGUUGGUGGGGUAGGUAUUGUAUAUAAAGAUAAAGUGAAGUUGAGCGGGGUACUCAAUAGAUAUCUUUCUUACUACUUUUGAUACAUAAAGGGUGCUAUUAGUACUAUUUUAGUAUUAAAAAGCUACUAUCAGUACUAUUUUUUUAUACUAAAGGUUUACUGAUAGUACGAUUUUUGGUGCUAAGCAAGUAUUUUCAAGCAUGUUCAGUACUAUAGUAGUAUCAAAAGGUACUUUUUGUGCUUUUGGUACUUAGUAGAUACCUACGUACUGUUUAGUACAGUUUUUUUGUUAUGACACUGUUUUUCUUCCUUUUCAGAACAAAAACGACAAGAACUUUUGACACCAGUCACAAUCGACUAG